AUGCUUGCGGGCUUGGGUCCAAGCGCACGCAAGCUUGUAUUCGACGUGGACGCAAGUAUGAAGAGCUUGGCGGACACGAGCAUGAAGAGCUUCGGCGGCUUUGAUUCGAGUGCACGCAACCUUCUCGAGCUCACCGAUCGAGACGAGAUGUCUACGAUGCGUCGCAUUGCGAGCCUCGAUGUCACGUACCGCGAGGAAGAGCGGAUCGUCUCGGCCACCGAGCGCGUCAAGCGCACGAUGGCGACCGUGACGAGCAACCAAGACGCGCUUGUGAGUGAGAUUGCGCAGCUGCAUCAAAAGUUUGCCGCCGCCCAAAAAGAGCACCAAACAACCAAGCACGAGUUGGCGCUGUACAAGGCCAUUUACGGCGACAUCGCGCUCGCCAUGCAGGACGGGGAGACACCACCAUCGCCGCGGUCCCGCCGCAACUCGAUCGUGGACAACGUUGCCAAGAGCCUCCAAAAGAACGUCCACGCAGCGUCGCAGCCCGUGCUCUCCAAGGUUUCUCACUCGUCGAUUGCACAGCCAACGAUCCAAGGCGUGCACUUCAAGAACCUUGGCCACCGCGUGCGCCCCGUGGUGGCGAGGCCGCAAAUUACGCGUGCCAAGACGACGAUCGAGCUCACGGAUCGCGACUUGCCGCUCGACGACGAGUUUGAACGCAUCAUGCAUGAUUUACUGCAUUAA
Molecule: messenger RNA, 687 nt
Organism: Saprolegnia parasitica CBS 223.65
Lineage: Eukaryota; Oomycota; Saprolegniomycetes; Saprolegniales; Saprolegniaceae
Exons: 2
Coding region: 1-687 (228 amino acids)
Source: RefSeq, a predicted model, not a curated record